UUAAAGCCUGAAUCUAAACAGAAGUCCAUGGAUUCGCCAGCCACCCGCAAAGAUGCCGCAUGUUCACAAUGUCCAGAACGACACUGGGGACCCAUCGAACCACAAACUCGACAAGCAAGGACACGCAACGUCAAUUAACUCUGAUGUUGAUGUUAAUGGGAUCCAGAAUAACGCGAAGCGAGCGACGGCGGAAACAAUCGAAUCUGCGUCUGAGUACAGUGUUCGAAGUAGGAGAUCUUAUAUACGACCUUACUAUCGCUCGAGAUUGGUUGCAAAAACCGAGAUCGAGAAACCAUGGAUGAGAGAACGCCGGCCAAUAUGGCCAACAGUAAUUCCUUGCUUUGGAUUUGCUUGCGGUUUAGCUCUGAUCGCUGUUAUGGUAUAUCUCGGAGUGAAGUCUGUACCUAAGCACGAAUACUGUCUCGUUAUGGAAGAUGAUUUUGACGGGCCGACUUUGAAUACAUCAAUUUGGCAGCGCGAAGUUCAGUUGGGCGGCUUUGGCAACGGCGAGUUCGAAGUGACCACAAACGAUACAGCGAAUGUCUUCUUGAAAGAUGGAAAAUUGGUUAUCAAACCAACACUUCAGGAUCCGAGUAUCAUUGAUACUCCUUAUGCUCUGGUAAAUCUGACGGCAGACGGCACUUGUACGUCUGAUAUUUGGUACGAUUGCUGGGCUGCUACGAAUGCGACCAAUCAUACCAUAAUCAAUCCUAUCAAGUCGGGCAGAAUCAACACCAAAGCUUCUGCCAGUAUCCGCUAUGGCAGGGUCGAAGUUAAAGCAAAGAUGCCCACUGGUGACUGGUUAUGGCCUGCCAUCUGGCUACUUCCAGUCAAUGAUGUUUACGGCCCUUGGCCGGCUUCUGGAGAGAUUGAUAUUGCCGAAUCUCGGGGCAAUGACCAUAACUACAAAUAUGGCGGAAACAACAAGAUCAUCAGCAGUCUGCAUUGGGGACCAACAAAAGCUUUGGACCAAAGCUGGAGAGAUACGAAUACUCAGCGAAAUUUACACUCCACGUACUCCGCAAAAUUCCACACAUAUGCUCUCGAAUGGAGCGAAAAGUACCUGUAUACAUACGUCGACAGCCGCAUCCGUCACGUUAUCUAUACCAAGUAUACGAAGCCUCAAUGGACGCGUGGACAAUUUCCCCAAGUCAGUGGGGGAGAAUUAGUAUCAGACCCGUGGAACACGAAUCGUUUCAACACUCCAUUUGAUACUCCCUUCUAUCUCAUCAUCAACCUUGCCGUGGGAGGAACAAACGGCUUUUUCCAAGACCCUGACGACCAGAAGCCGUGGGUCAAUACAGCUGUCAAUGCUUCCGCUUAUUUCUGGGCUGCGAAAGAUUCAUGGCUUCCAACUUGGGUAGAAGGUAAGGCGCAGCUGGAGGUGGAAAGCGUCAAGAUGUGGCAAGAGUGUGGUUGAUCCUUUGAAAGUGAUCUCUCUUCAUGAUGUAAUUUAUUUUUUGAAAAUCGAUUUUAAGAUGUCC
Messenger RNA from Cadophora gregata, 1484 nucleotides. RefSeq lists its product as uncharacterized. The record is from RefSeq and is a predicted model, not a curated record. The transcript has 2 exons. Bases 53 to 1420 code for a protein of 455 amino acids. Gene Ontology annotation, biological process: carbohydrate metabolic process. Lineage: Eukaryota; Fungi; Ascomycota; Leotiomycetes; Helotiales; Ploettnerulaceae. Gene Ontology annotation, molecular function: hydrolase activity, hydrolyzing O-glycosyl compounds.